UGGAUCUGCGAUCCAGUCUGAAUUGGAUGAAGACGAAGCCGGCAGAAUGCAGUGGCUUAAAUUAAAGUUCCCUUUUAUUUAUUUAAUUUGCACUGUAACAGCCGCAGCAUGGGCCAAUUUGGAGCGCGACCCCAACGGCUAUCUCACUUACUGUCCCUGCCUGGGGCGCUUUGGCAACCAAGCUGACCAUUUUCUCGGCUCAUUGGCCUUUGCAAAGGGUCUGAAUCGCACCCUUAUUCUACCACCAUGGGUGGAGUAUCGCAAGGGUGAAAUGCGCUCCCGACAGGUGCCCUUCAAUACGUACUUUGACGUGGAUCCGCUCAAGGAUUACCAUCGGGUCAUACUGAUGUCGGACUUUAUGUGGCAUCUGGCGGACGACAUCUGGCCGGAAUCGGAGCGUGUGUCCUUCUGCUACAUAGUGCGACAACUGAAGAGGACCAUCAAAAAUGUGCGCCAGACGCAGCCCAACAAUGAGAUCAAAUCCGUAUUUGUGGCAUCCGAUGCUAAUCACAUGAUCGGAGAGCUAAAUGCGGCGCUCAGCCGCAUGGGCAUCUCCGUGCACAGGUUGCCCGAAGAUGAUCCUUAUUUAGAGUUGGCCAUUUUGGGGCAAUCGAAUCAGUUUAUUGGAAACUGUAUCUCAUCGUAUAGCGCAUUUGUGAAACGUGAGAGGGACUCUAACGGCUUUCCAUCCUAAUUUUGAUCCUUCCCCAAGGAGAAGGACCGCCAGCAGUCCAAGGCGCAUGAGGAGCUAUAAAUCUCCUGGAGAAAUCUCAGCUUAAACGCAAUCCAGACAAACGAGGACCUACUGUAGUGACGCAUUUAACGAGAAAUGGCUUUUACGUUCGAUUUACUUAGAAAUUUAUUCAAGCUUUCUACGCAUUCUUGAAAAUAAUUUAGUUUGUAAUUCAAACGCCCCGAAA
This is a messenger RNA of Drosophila miranda, 920 nucleotides long. RefSeq names its product GDP-fucose protein O-fucosyltransferase 1. Bases 47 to 694 code for a protein of 215 amino acids. The record is from RefSeq and is a predicted model, not a curated record. Gene Ontology annotation, molecular function: peptide-O-fucosyltransferase activity. Lineage: Eukaryota; Metazoa; Arthropoda; Insecta; Diptera; Drosophilidae. Gene Ontology annotation, biological process: protein O-linked glycosylation via fucose; Notch signaling pathway. The transcript has 2 exons.